AUGCACGCACGAACCUCAUGCAAAGCCCGGCGGUUUGUUGCCGAAGAAAUUGCUUGCUUUGUUCGCUGCCUCAGUUUGCGAUACAGUGCAGCUUUGGGUCCUUCAGUUGUGUCGGCGGCACAGGCUCAGAGCCCUUGUUCUGUACAGCCCACGCUGGUGUGGGGUGCUGUGGGUGCAGGCUUCACUUUGACCAUGAUGCAGAGUGCCACCACUCUCCAGACGAUUUCAGCACCAGGUCUUGCAGUCUUGCACUUCAAUGUCUCCAAUAAUGCUGUGAAUUUCGCCGCUGGCGCUGCGGAAAUGGCCACGUUCGAGUGCUGUUUCGACUUUCGACCCAAGUCCCACCAGAGUGGCAUCGGAAGAGGCGAGGUGGUCCAAAGCUUUGCCCUCUCGCGAAAUGACAGUGCCGACACGCAGUGUGGCUACGGGGCCGAUGUCUCAGACAGACGGAGCCGUUAUGCCAAUGCGGACUUGACCAGUCCAUCUGUGAUCUUUCGGGUACGCGACGCCGUCACCUUUGUGCUCUCCUUUGGAGGAUCCAAAUGCUUCGACGCCGACUCCAAUGCGUACACUCGCCAUUUCCUAAGUGGGAGUGGAGCAUUCCCAUGCAGCCCCGUGGUUUGCCCAUCUCCCGCAGAGUUCAGCCGCGAGGUCUACAGCGAGUACGAGUUUCUUGAAGUGCUUGGGGAAGGCUCCUUCGGCAAAGUUCACAAGGCUGUGAAGGAGAUACCGCAUACCGGCACAGCAGACGAAGAGUUUCAGCUAGAACUCAAGGUCAUCGAGUACUUCGAUGAUGUUACUAAUUUCUUCCUCGUCAUGGAGCUUUGUACAGGUCCUGACGUCUUCACCUACGUCUUGGAGCGCAUGGACUCGCCCUUCUUCUGCAUCUGUUCAAGCUUCGGUCUCAAGCAAAAGGGAGGUGUCCUGGCUGCCGUCUCCGACCAGCGUUCAAUUGACAUGUUGCGCCGGCCUCUCUUGGCUCAAGGGAUGCUGUGGUGGAAGCUGGGAUGCAGCGCCUGCCUCGCGCCCAGCGUGGACACGAAAGAUGAGCCGGGCGAGCCGCGGCAUGCCGGCCGGCAGCUUACGGAGAGUGAGAUGGCGCAUGCCCUCAAGGAUAUGCAGAAGAGAUAUCCUCUUCUCGCACUUCCCUCUCACGGCCUCUAUGCCAUCGUGCAGGAAAGUUUGCCGAGGGCACCUUCCGGGCUUGAAGGCAACUGUGUCCCGGUGCAGGAGUGUGAGACGGCCGUUUGCGAGGGCGACGAGGACAAAGCCAAGGACAUCCUCGAGCGUUUGGAGCACGAAGUUGAGCUGGAGACCACCACGCUGGCGGCGGCCUUCAACCUUUUCAAGAAGCCGGGAAAGGAAACCUUGUCCGAAGCAGAGGCAUUGAGCUCGGCUUCUGCAGCAAUUGCAUCUGCUGCGUACUCUCCACAGAUACGUACCAUGCUGGAGUACCUCGGCUUUCCGAAGGAGGAUGACGAUGUAGAAAAGCUUCUGAAAGCAGUCGACACUGAUGGAGACCGCCAGAUGAGCCUGGUGGAAUUUCACCAGUACGUCGCUCGCAUGGGAGGGAGCUUGCGCCUCUUCGAGAUCCGUCGGAAGCAGAUGGAAGCCAAGCACGGGUGGGGGACCGAGUAUUGGCACAUUGCCAAGCGACUCCGCCAAAGCUGCAAAGUCCGAGGCAUCGAAUGGGCGCCGAAUCCGAAGAUCCUGAGCAGCUGCGGCUGA
This is a messenger RNA of Symbiodinium necroappetens, 1728 nucleotides long. The record is from the annotation of a GenBank genome assembly. Lineage: Eukaryota; Dinophyceae; Suessiales; Symbiodiniaceae.